UAUGCCUGCUUUAGAGACUUUAAGAAAAUCUACUAAAUUUUUCUCUCCUUUCACUUAAAAAUAAUUGAUAUUAUUUUAGGAGUACUUCAGAUUUUUAAGUUUCAAAGAGAAAACAUAAAUUACAAGAAGAGGAGAGCCAGUAGAUUUUUUAGGAUUUAUAUUGAAAGGAUAAGUACAUGGAUUUGUUGAAAAUCAACAUAAAAUAACAUUGACAGAAGGAGAUUGUUUAGGUCAUAUGGCAUGUAUAAAAUUGGCAGGGUAUCAAAUAAAUUUUUAUAUUUCAGAUGUGAAGUAUAAUAAAUUGAUUACUUUGCAAAAGAAGAAGGAUAUAUAGCAAUAAUAAGAUUAGAUGAUUUAAGAAUUUUAUAGAAACGUGAUUCAGAGUUUUCUACUUUCCUUUAUAAAUAAAUUUCACUUUUUACAUUGAAUUCAGUUUCAUAACAAUAUUUAGGUUAAGAAUAUUAGAGUUUACCUGAAUAGACAAUAGUAGAAACAACAACUAAAAAAAUAAUGUUUAUGUUAGAUUAAUUAGGAGUAAAACCAGAUCCUGAACCAAAUAAAAAAAAGAAAGAUAAAUUAAUAGUAGAAGAACCAAGAAAUUUAAGAUAUUUUUGGAAUUAAUUAGAUUAAAGAGAUAAACGUGCAUUUGUAUAAAAUUGUACUUUAAUUGAAACAAAAACUUAAGAACUUUUAAUUAGAUCUCAUUAAGCAUCAAAUGUAUUUUAUAUUGUUUUAGAUGGAGAAUUAAUUGAAUUUUAAUAAAAUUAACCAUCUAUUAUCUUUAAAUAAGGAGAUACAAUUGGAUUAAAACAAUUUCUUAUUAAUGCAAAUUAAGAGAAUAAUAUUAUUUCUAGAAUGAAAUGUUUAUUAUUAAGAAUAACAAAAUCAAAUUUGGAUGAUAUUGCAACUGUUUCAGGUUAAAGUGCUUGUUCAAUUAUAACUAUGUUAACUAGAUUUGAAGCAUAAAAACUUAAAGAAUCAUUUGAAAAAUAAUUCAAAGAUGAAUAAUAAGGAUUAUAAAGAAAAGUAGUAGCAUUAGUAGAUGAAUUAUCUUAUGCAUAUAAAGCUGUUAGUAAAAAAGAUUAAUAAAGUCCAUCUUAAUUGAUGAAUAAUUUUUUUGAAAUUGAUGUAAACAAAAUGAAAUAAGAUGAUAAAAGUGCAGCAUCAUAAUUAGAAAAAUAAAUAAUUGCUCCAUUAUACUUAUUAGAUGUAUACAAAGAUCUAGUUGCAAAAAGAUACUAUUAACCAAAUGAAGUUAAGGAUAGAAAGGAUCCUAUGUUUGAAAGUGGGUUAAGUAUAUUUAUAAGAGAUAAACUAAGUGAGUAAAGAACAUAAGCCUAAAAGAAGAAGGAGGAACUUAAAAAGGCUCGUAAAUAAGGAAAAACUAUUAAGGAAGAUGAUGAUGAUAUAGAAAUACAUAUGGAUCCAAAUUAAUUGGUUUUGGAAGAACUUAAUAAUGAUUAUUAUAAGAUUGUAGAUGAAAGAGAUAAAUUUUAAGAAUAUACAUAUUUAUUGGAAUAACAGAUAAAGUAAAUGAAGGAUGAAUUUAAAGAGAUGAAAGAAGAGCAUUAAAGAAUGUAAACAUAAAUUAGAAAAAAUGAAAUGCAUAAAGAAUUAUUAUCCUUAGAUUUAGCUUCAUAAUUAUUGUAACCAACAGAUAGAACAACUAAAAAGAAACAUACCUUAUAUGAUAAUGUAAAUUAUAUAUAUUAUUAGUAUCCAAUAGUAUUUAGUACAAGUUUAAGAAAAUAAAAAAUUUAAAAAAACUGUUUAAGUUGCAGAGAAAGUUUUAACAAUGAGUUAAUUGCAUAAAUUACAAUUUUGA
Molecule: messenger RNA, 1825 nt
Organism: Paramecium pentaurelia
Lineage: Eukaryota; Ciliophora; Oligohymenophorea; Peniculida; Parameciidae
Source: the annotation of a GenBank genome assembly